AUUUUGGGGUGAACUAACCCUUUAAACACUAAUUUCGCGAUUGUGAUUCACACAAGGUGUGAUUUGUGGGCAUUCUACACUUCGCUGCUCUACUAUUUGGAUGCAGGUUAAUAAUGUAGACUGACAGCUCCAGAACAUAUUAAUGGGUCAUUAAAUGCUAUAUUUUCAGUGAUUUUAACAGAGGUGUUUGUGUUGGACAUUAUAGAAGACUGUAGUUUCAAUGUUGGAGAAAACUAUUUUGAGUUCCCCCCGCUAUUUUCGUCUUCCGGUUUUAAAAUCUACACGGGUUGUGACGUGACAAAUCAUUAUAGUACUUCGAUGACGCGUCGGUGUCUCAUAAUUAUCAUUCUAUAAUUAUUUCUUAUGACAGACAUGUCAGACUGUAAAAUCACGUAGUAGCUGAGGGAGGAGUUGAUGGGUCGCAGGUGUUUGUUUCCGUGGUGUAAGAGUUCGAGGGUGUUGCAUGGCUUUCCCCGCGAUGCUGCCAGGGCUAAACUCUGGCUGCGGGCGGUUGGUUGGCCACCAACUACUGACACAUCGAAAUUGUUUGUAUGUAGCAAGCAUUUUUCCCGGGAGAGCUAUGACAAUUGGAGGAAGGUGGACUUCGGCCUUGCUCUUGAAGGCAGUUUGCGUCUAGGCAAAGAUGCGGUACCAAGUCCUGAGGAUUUUUCCAUCCCUUCAAAGGCGUCCAAGACAUGUCGUGAAAUGGGAUGCCAGACGGAGGAGCCCAGCGCCAAAGAUGAUCAAUGCCAAACCGUCCAUGACUUGAAGCAGCGCAGCUGGAAACUUGAACUAAAGAGUGAACCCCCAGAACAGCCAGCGAAACAGCAGGAAAUGGCUGCCUUGGACGUGGACAGCAGUCAGAGCGACUUUCUGCAGCCGGCCAGCGGCGCCCAGGACCAGCAGACCACAGACCUCACGGCCAUCCAGUUAACGGGCUCCUCUGAUCGCUGGGAGGUUCUAACGCCUGUGAGCUCAGUGAAAGACGAGCCAUCAGUAGUGCAGGUACCCAGCGGAGGGCUUCUGGGCAGCAAUGGGCAAUAUGUGGUGCCACUACAGACUAUGGCAGGGCAGACUCAGCCUGUUUUUGUGACAGCUGGGGUAGAUGGCACCAGUGCUAAUGGGGUGCAAUACCAGGUCAUCCCUCAGCUCCAGGGGACGGAUGGGGCUUCACUAAGCUAUGCAGCACCCACUGCAGACGGAAGCACGCUUGGCACUGACAUUGCUAUCCUUCCGGAUGGAACGCAAGGCAUUGCCACCAAUGCUAAUGACCUUCAGGGCCUACUGAGUCAAAGUGGGCACGUGCAGCAGAUACCCACCGUCUCAUUGGCCGGCUCAGGGUUUGGCACGCAGGGCCAGGUUGUCGCUAAUAUGCCGAUGGGGCUGCCAGGCAACAUCACUUUAGUGCCGAUAAAUAGCUUGAGUAACGUGGAUCUCGAGUCUCUGGGAUUGGCUGGGGCUCAGACUAUAGCGACAAGCGUUACCGCAGAUGGGCAGCUCAUCAUGACCGGUCCCACCACCUCAACAAGCGAUAACCAGGGUGAAAGCGGCAAAUGCACAGAGCCACUUAACGCCAAUGACGCUAACGCUAAUGCCUUUGUGCCAACCUCCACCUCUUCCACGACUACAUCACUUCCUGAGACAAUAGACGGAACUGGAGUUCUCACCCAAGCCACUGCGGUAUCAGCCGGGCAGCAGGAUCCAUCUUACAUCCAGCAGAACCAUACGUCUGGUGGCGAACCGGUGGUGCAACUCUUACCAGCGCAGACGGCGGAUGGAACUGCGCAGACACUACAAAGCGUGCAGCUGUUGAAUGCUGGUACGUUUCUGAUCCAAGCUCAAACCGUCUCUCCUACCGGCCAGAUCCAGUGGCAGACCUUUCAGGUUCAAGGAGUUCAGAAUCUGCAGAAUCUGCAGCUGCCGUCUGCUGGUGGCGUCUCAUCUCCCCAAAUUACCCUCGCCCCAGUGCAGACCCUUUCUCUCGGGCAAACUGGCACCACGGGCGCAGUGGGGCAGAUCCCGAACCUUCAGACAGUCACGGUCAACUCCGUUGGUCAGUACCAGCAAGAUGAGAACACAGAGAGCCACUCAGAUAUUCAAAUUAAAGAGGAGCCAGAGUCAGAUGAUUGGCCAAAUUCCACCCUGAACACCAGUGAUUUGUCGCAUCUGCGUGUGCGGUUGGUUGAGGAGGAUAUGGAGGGAACAGGCCAAGAGGGAAAAAGACUACGCAGAGUAGCCUGCACUUGCCCCAACUGCAAAGAGGCUGGAGGAAGAGGUUCAAGUAUGGGAAAGAAGAAACAACACAUUUGUCAUAUCCCUGGGUGUGGUAAGGUGUACGGUAAGACGUCUCACCUCCGAGCUCACCUGCGUUGGCACUCAGGAGAGAGACCCUUCAUUUGCUCAUGGAGUUACUGUGGCAAGAGAUUCACCCGCAGCGACGAACUCCAGCGUCACCGCAGAACACACACAGGAGAAAAGAAGUUUGUGUGUCAAGAGUGCUCGAAACGUUUCAUGCGCAGCGACCAUUUGGCCAAACACAUUAAAACUCACCAGAACAAAAAAGGGCUAAACUCCAACACUGGGGCAGGUCAGACAGAAGCUGCCGCCCCCUCGGACACCAUCAUCACCGGGGGUGGAGCCACUCUCAUCCUCACCAAUUUGCAACAGGCUGGCACCCAGGACCUCCUUUCAAACUCCGACCUCCCACUCCAGUUGGUCACUGUGUCUGCCAGCGAGGUCAUGGAGUGACCAAAAUCAUGCCCACUUUCACAGCUUGUCUGCUUUUCACUAUCAAUUUUUAUAUAUAUAUGAUAAAAAAUAUAUAUAUAUAUUAUAAAUAUAUAUAUUUUAAAAAUGACUUAUCCAUUUAUGUUCAAUAGCAGUCUUUUGUACAAACAAGGCAAAAAAUGACAUUAAACGUGGUUCCAGUUUCCACCGACACACACACACGCACACACACACGCUCAUAUUAUGAACUCGUGCUCAUACACAAAUACAUACACAGAAAUGCCUUAUUUUGUAUCAUAAUCUGUAGUAUAAAAUGCUGGAGUUGCAUGUGUUUUUACUUUUGCUCAUGUAUAUGUUCAGGGGACGAUCAUUUGAGAGAGUGUGAUUGUGUUAUGGUACACGGAAAAGCCCGGAUGUGUGUGAGUGAUGACAGUGAGACUGUUCUGUAAGAAUGACAGCAGGAGAAGGACACAGUCUGCUGUGAGGGAGACUUACUCAUGAUCUGUCCAUUUUUAUCCUCCCCUCUCGGCUGGCCUUCGUCCAAAUGUGUCUUCACUCUUUGCUUUUAUUUUUAUUUGAUGUCAUGUUAGUGGUCUUUGCGCCCUCGGUCACGUGUCCUCUGGAUCUUGUUCGAGGAUCUUCUGAUUUCAUUGUUCUGCUGCCCACAUGCAACUCGAACAAGACAUCAGGUGGCAGAGUCAAACAAUCGUGUAAUAAACUUUAUUUUUCUUGUA
Molecule: messenger RNA, 3461 nt
Organism: Ctenopharyngodon idella (grass carp)
Lineage: Eukaryota; Metazoa; Chordata; Actinopteri; Cypriniformes; Xenocyprididae
Gene: sp3b
Product: Sp3b transcription factor
Exons: 7
Coding region: 415-2748 (777 amino acids)
Biological process (GO): regulation of transcription by RNA polymerase II
Molecular function (GO): DNA-binding transcription factor activity, RNA polymerase II-specific; RNA polymerase II cis-regulatory region sequence-specific DNA binding
Source: RefSeq, a predicted model, not a curated record